Hydra vulgaris (swiftwater hydra) is the source of this 1516-nucleotide messenger RNA. RefSeq names its product inhibitor of growth protein 3. NCBI's taxonomy places the organism in Eukaryota, Metazoa, Cnidaria, Hydrozoa, Anthoathecata, Hydridae. Gene Ontology annotation, biological process: regulation of DNA-templated transcription. The record is from RefSeq and is a predicted model, not a curated record. Gene Ontology annotation, cellular component: NuA4 histone acetyltransferase complex.
CGUUGUUACAACACAGUCAGAAUCACAAUAAUGCAGAAAUUGUCAUUUGUUAUUAUGUUAAAUUGUUAAAUUAUUAUUUAUAAUGUAAUCAAAAUAAUGUUAGCAAUAAGAUAUAAAGUGUAAAGGUUUUUAAUUUGCAAUGUUAUAUCUAGAAGAUUUUAUUGAAUUAAUAGAGCAGCUGCCGCAAGAUCUAAGAGAUCGUUUUACAGAAAUGAGAGAACUAGAUUUGAAAGUGCAGAAUACUAUAGAUACCAUGGAUACACGUGUUCGUAAGUUUUUUACAGACGCACGUAAAAGCAAGCCUGAAGAGAUUGAAAAAGAAUACGAAAAUAUCCAUAAUUGUUACAAACAAGCCCUUGAUGAUGCAGAUGAAAAAGUUUCUAUGGCAUCACAAAUUUAUGAUUUGGUUGAUAGACACUUGAGAAAGCUUGAUCAAGAGCUUGGUAGAUUUAAAAUGGAACUGGAGGCUGAUUGUUCUGGAAUUACAGAAAUUCUUGAAAAGAGAUCAACAACUAACAAUGAAGACAAUUCUCUUGACUUACUGUAUAACAUUGAUUCUAAAAGCAACCAAAGAAGAAAAUUUGGUGACAUUGAACGACUUUCAACAGCUGCAAUAGUAAAUGGUUUUUCAAAUGAGAAGUCAACAAUUUACAAUUCUUUGUCUACAACCAAAUCUUCUUUUCCACCAACAACAUUUUCUACUCCAAUAUCAACCACUUCUUUGGUGACUUCCAAGUUAAAUGGAAUUGGUUCCAAUACUUUACUUCAAAGCAAUAAAAUGACAGAUUCUCUAAAAGAGCAAGGUAGAGGUGCACAAGCUAGUUUAAAAGCAAUGACAGCUGCACAGAAAAAAGCUGAACAACUUGUUAACAGUCUAUCAUUAAGUGGGCUUAUUGCUCCAUCUAACAAAAACCCAUCAAAUAGUACUUCAUCUACUACUUCAUCUUUAUUUGCUGAUGUCUCUAAUGGAAGUUCUAGUUUUGCACAUAAAGCUACACCAACAUUACCUGCUUCUGCUAUUAGUACCGCUCGGAUACAGAAAAGUGGAAGAAGAGGUCAGAAAAGUAUUACUUCAUCCCAACCAACCUCAACACAAUCAGAAACAAAGCAUGCUGGUCCUUCACUAGAUUGGGUACCUGAUCCCAAUGAGCCUACAUAUUGCUUAUGUAAUCAGGUAUCCUAUGGUGAAAUGGUUGGCUGCGACAAUAGCGCUUGUCCUGUUGAAUGGUUUCACUAUGGUUGUGUUGGAUUGACGGACGCUCCAAAAGGAAAAUGGUACUGUCCUGAUUGCGCUGCGCAACUGAAAAAGAAACGUAUUCGAUAAAUUGAAUGCCAAAGCCCAUAAAAGGGUUGAUAUUCACGAACGUGGUAUGAAGUCAAAGAUCGUGGAAUUCUAUAAAACAGGUCGAUUGAAAGGUGAGAGUCAAAAAUGGUAUUUGAAGUCUGUAUACAAAAAAAUUCUUAUUUAUUUCGAAUGUAAAUAUAGAUUAAAGCAAUAGAUAAAAUAGAAACUUUA